This is a messenger RNA of Cylas formicarius (sweet potato weevil), 945 nucleotides long. RefSeq names its product ciliary microtubule associated protein 1A-like. Gene Ontology annotation, cellular component: cytoskeleton. The record is from RefSeq and is a predicted model, not a curated record. The transcript has 4 exons. NCBI's taxonomy places the organism in Eukaryota, Metazoa, Arthropoda, Insecta, Coleoptera, Brentidae. The coding region runs from base 118 to 819 and encodes 233 amino acids.
GAGUUGUCAAAAAACUUGUCAUCCCUCACAACAGUGGCCUCCUGCUUUUAUUCAUCCAUAAAAACGCCGCAACAAGUUUGAUUUUUCAUCAAAAAAAUUAUUAGUUAACUUACGAAAAUGCCGCGCAGAAAUAUAGGCCCAGGGCCCGGAAAGUAUUUAUUGCCCCCGGUAGUCGGUUUCGAACGUCACGACUUCACAAGAUAUCGGAAUCCCCAGUAUUCGAUGGGCCUGCGGCUGCAAUCGAUUCACAAAGCUUUGGGGCCGGGACCGAAAUAUCCCAUCGAGAAAAUGACUAGAUUCGGGAAAGCGAGCCCGCCAGCUUAUUCGAUAAAGUGGAGACAGAAAACGACCGGCACUUUUCACACUCCCGGGCCCGGCACUUACGCACCCGAAAAAGCGCCCAGAAUGAAGGAGCCCAGACCGCCGGCUUACUCCAUGUCCUACAGAUACCCGGGAUACAGACCUUACGUUACUCCUGGCCCGGACAAAUACGAAGUCCCGUCGACAUUAGGCCCCAAAGUGCCUGAUAAGCCUGCGAAUGCCGCAUACAGCAUGUCGUUUAGGCAACAUUUGCGAGACGCGGAAACGUCGCCGGGUCCCGCGGCGUACAAGGGAUGGGGGGGCGACGCGCACCGACCGAGAGCUCCCAUAUACACUAUAUCUCCCAGAGUUUUCCCUCCAGAUAAGCAAGAAAUCACACCCGGGCCUAUAUAUUUCCCAAAGCUGCCACAAAAACCUGGGUAUUCAUUCGGGUUGAGGACAGACUUGGAACCCUAUAUCACGGCGGACGAUGAUAUGCCGUGUAUCAACAGAGACUAAGUAAACUCGUAUGGAAAUCCAUGUAAAAUGUGAGGGAUUUAAAAUAAAAGUUGCAGAAUAUAAUAAAACUUUAUUAAAAAUUUCAUACAAAAAAUGUGUAAGUUCGAGUAAUAAAUGGUUAUUAAA